Molecule: messenger RNA, 4186 nt
Organism: Meriones unguiculatus (Mongolian gerbil)
Lineage: Eukaryota; Metazoa; Chordata; Mammalia; Rodentia; Muridae
Gene: Bdkrb2
Product: bradykinin receptor B2
Exons: 3
Coding region: 297-1397 (366 amino acids)
Biological process (GO): vasoconstriction; immune response; smooth muscle contraction
Cellular component (GO): membrane
Molecular function (GO): bradykinin receptor activity
Source: RefSeq, a predicted model, not a curated record
GAGGAACCUCCCUCAUCCCUGUCCUGAGUCCAAAUGCCCUCUUCUUGGAAGCGACCCAUGCUCCUGUCUGUACAUGAAGACCCCGUGCCCACCAUGGCCUCUUUGGGUGAACGCAGUCAAAAGGUGCUCCCUCUGCCAGAAGACACGAGUUGUCCCUCUGUGGUCUUCAGUCAGGCUUCAGUCUCCCCACCUGGCAUGACAUCACUGCUCUGGUCUAAUUCAUUGCUCAUCCAUGACCUGCUCUGAGAAGCUGAGGGACGACAGCUCCUUAGGGGAGAGGCGUGAGAAGCAUUGAGAUGUUCAACUUCACCACACAAGUCCUCGGGUCUGCUCUCAAUAGGACCCUUUCAGAGGACGACUGCCCGGACACCGAGUGGUGGAGCUGGCUCAACGCCAUCCAGGCCCCCUUCCUCUGGGUCCUCUUCCUGCUGGCCGCACUGGAGAACAUUUUUGUCCUCAGUGUGUUCUGCCUGCACAAGAACAGCUGCACUGUGGCGGAGAUCUACCUGGGUAAUCUGGCCGCCGCGGACCUCAUCCUGGCCUGCGGAUUGCCCUUCUGGGCCAUCACCAUCGCCAAUAACUUCGACUGGCUGUUCGGAGAGGUGCUGUGCCGCGUGGUGAACACCAUGAUCUACAUGAACCUCUACAGCAGCAUCUGCUUCCUGAUGCUCGUGAGCAUCGACCGCUACUUGGCGCUGGUGAAGACCAUGUCCAUAGGGCGCAUGCGCGGAGUGCGCUGCGCCAAACUCUACAGCCUGGUGAUCUGGGUGUGCACGCUGCUUCUGAGUUCACCCAUGCUGGUGUUCAGGACCAUGAUGGACUACAGCGAAGAGGGCCACAACGUCACCGCCUGCGUCAUCGUCUAUCCGUCCCGCACGUGGGAGGUGUUCACCAACGUGCUGCUAAACCUGGUGGGCUUCCUCCUGCCCCUGAGCGUCAUCACCUUCUGCACCGUGCGCAUCUUGCAGGUGCUGAGGAACAACGAGAUGAAGAAGUUUAAGGAGGUCCAGACGGAGAGGAAGGCCACGGUGCUGGUGCUGGCUGUCCUGGCGCUCUUUGUGCUGUGCUGGGUACCUUUCCAGAUCAGUACCUUCCUGGACACGCUGCUGCGUCUCCGCGUGCUGUCGGGAUGCUGGUACGAGACUGCAGUCGAUGUCAUCACGCAGAUCAGUUCCUACGUGGCCUACAGCAACAGCUGCCUCAACCCGCUGGUGUAUGUGAUCGUGGGCAAGAGCUUCCGGAAGAAGUCCCGAGAGGUGUACAAGGCGAUGUGCCGGAGGGCAGGCUGCAUGGGGGAACCCAGCCAGAUGGAGAACUCCCUGGGGACCCUGCGGACCUCCAUCUCGGUGGAACGCCAGAUCCACAAGCUGCAGGACUGGGCAGGGAACAGACAGUGAGCAAGGCCCACCAAGCAGGACCAUGGCCAAGUGUGUGAGGACUGGUGGGACCUGAGCUCCUCAGCCUCAGUUCAGAAAGGAGCGUGAGGCGCCCUAGGCAGCCUUCGGGAACCAGGCAGCUGAUUCCAGCCCUAUCUCACCGCGUAAGCAUGCUGUGAGGAGUGGGUACGCUGAAGCACAGUGGGAUUGUACUUACUGGCUGGCACUCAGGUCCCCAUGAGUGGAGGGGUCCUGGGGUAGGGAUGGGAGUAACAGCACUUCCUUCCCUUUGGGGGAAGAACAAACUGCUGCCAGCUUUGGCCCUGAGGCCACAUGCAGAGGAGGCCUGGCUGCCUUGCUUCCCAGUUUCAUGGGUCUUCUGAAGGUUAAGUUCUGAGGAGCCCUGGUAAGGACCCAGAGACUGGGAUUCUGUGGCUCUUUCACCCGUGGACGAGGUGGAAAGCACAAAAGAAGAGCCCUAAGUGUUUAAGGAACACUUGCUGAAUAUAUAGCAUUGGACAGUGUGGGCAAGAGGGAAGAAAUGUGCAGUGUAAUUUGACAUAAGUGGAGAAUGUCGAGGACUUGCAAGCCCCCGGAAGGCUGCUGAUGGUCCAUCAGAGCAAGGAACUGUGGGAGAAGCAGCAAGCACGGGGCCUAGAGGAGCCAGGAACCCUGAACACAGUGGCUUGGUCCAUGCCUCCACUUCCUGCGAUGUAAAGUGGGGGUGUUUUGUGCUUUGGAAAGUGAGGUGCUAUAUGACUGUGAGGCAUCACAACACACAUUACGAGGACAUGCAUCAGAACACACAUCACGUGGACACACGUCAGAGCACGUACCACACAGAGACGCUUGGCACAGACGAAGCCACUCAGGCUCAUAAACUACUCUGUGGCGAACAGCCAGCCUUGCAAGGCACAGGACCUGCCUGCAGGUGUCUGAGACCCUCACUCCUUUCCACCUUCCCCUCCUAGCACCCCACACCCACAUACACACAAUAAAGCAUCUGGUACAUGGGGAGGGUGGGAGACAGCAAGUGUUUGGUUUGCAACGAGAAAAAGAAUUCUGAUGCUGCAAGAAUUCAAUGUCAUCCCUUGCCGAGAGGAUCCACACCUCAGACCCUGGCUGCGAAUCAGGAGCUGUCCUGGGGAGUCCAUGCUGCGUCACAGGAUUCCUGUCUCAGUGACCAACAGGUGCCAAUCAGUGAUUUAUUUGAGAGUGGUUCACAAAGCAGUGGAGGCUACCGAAGAGCAGCUGACCCACCCAAGGUCACUUAACCCAGGGCGUCAGUUCCAGGACCAUCUCCAUACAAGGCCCCGUGAGUGAUGGCAGGGCCCAGGGAACUCUGACUGGAGAAACGCCUAGAGAAGACAACACACCUGCACACUGAACAGAGAUAAAAGGACAGCCUCCCGGGUGGCUCCAGGGCCAAUGGGUUCCCAUCAGAACCUAUCCCAGGGCACUUAGGUGAGCUCGGGUGUCACUGGAGACACUUGUCCCAGCCAUCCUGCCGGAGGCUCAGGUGACAAACACCAUACCCCUAGUUCCAGAAUCUUCCAUAGGCGUUUAUCUUUCCACAAGUCCACAUCAGUUACUCGAUCUGUGACAAACAACCUGACAGAAGCCGCUCAAAGGAGAGAAAAGUUUUCUUUUGUCUCACAGUGUCAAAAGGUUUCAGUCCGAGUUGGGCGUGUUGACAUGCCUGUAAUCCCAGCUCUCUGGGAGACAGAGGCAGGAGGAUCUCUGUGAGUUCAAGGCCAGCCUGGUCUAUAAAGCAAGUCCAGGACAACCAAGGCUACACAGAGAAACCCUGUCUUGGAAAUAAAAAAAAUAAAUAAAGUUUCAGUCCAAGGUAGCAGCAGCAGUAUGGAAAGCAGAGCAUGUGAAAGGAAGAUCUUACAUUAGAGUGGACCAGAGAAAGGAGACAGAGCUGGAACAGGGGGUGGGAUAAGACCUUCCAAGGUCUUUCUCCAAUGACCUUCUUUCACCAACUAGGUCCCACUUCCUAAAGGCUCUCUAGCCUCCCAAAAUAGGACUAGCAGUCAGGGAAUAAGCUCACAAGCUCGAGCAGCGGGGGGAACAUUUCAGACUCAAACUACAACGAUGUCAUUACCGACUGGGCCCUGUGGCUAACACUACGUCAAGGAGAAAGGAGGAACAUACCACACAGCCUCCAAUGCCAGGCCACUUAGGACCUACCCACUCAAUAGCCUAGGAGCAAUGGAGACUCAGGAAGUGAGCAGAGUCCACUGGGGUUUGUGGCCAGGCUGGAGGCAGCGGAGAGCUUACAAGGCAAAAAGCUCAUGAAUCCCAACCAAUCUGACUUUGAAUGUCCUAACAGACAGGAUCCCAGGAAGUUCUUUUUCCACCCCAUGCUCCCGGACCCUACUCCAACAAGCAAAUGCAACACUUGUAACCAAUAAGAAAAAGAAAUAAAAAAUAGAUGACAUAAGACCCGUGUGCUAGAAUUCAGGGCUAGAAUGUACCCAUACUGUGAACAGGAAGCAGGCAGGCCUCCGUCCUCAGAAGAGGAGUUGGUGGGCUGUGGGAUCAAGGAGCAUGGCUGGCCACAGCCUGGGCUCCUCAGGGUGGCUAAAGGGUCUAUCACUGCAGGGUCUGUAAUGAGGUGUGCAGGAGGGAAGCCCCCUUGUGUUUUGUGUUGACACCCUGAUGAGAAAUCGUGCCCAGUGGAAGACCCAGAGAGCUUUGUAGUGUGCGGAGGAAAUGGCCAGAGCGCCAGUGGGAGAGGAUUGCUCUGUGUAAACACACAACUCUUCUGUGCAUUGGAAUAAAUGGAUGAGUUUUGCAUACUG